Messenger RNA from Lycium ferocissimum, 1300 nucleotides. Its product is annotated as probable xyloglucan endotransglucosylase/hydrolase protein 30. NCBI's taxonomy places the organism in Eukaryota, Viridiplantae, Streptophyta, Magnoliopsida, Solanales, Solanaceae. Gene Ontology annotation, molecular function: xyloglucan:xyloglucosyl transferase activity; hydrolase activity, hydrolyzing O-glycosyl compounds. The transcript has 4 exons. Gene Ontology annotation, biological process: glucan metabolic process. The record is from RefSeq and is a predicted model, not a curated record. Bases 54 to 1157 code for a protein of 367 amino acids. Gene Ontology annotation, cellular component: cell wall; apoplast.
GAAGAGAGGAACCCAACAUAUAAAAAAAUAAAAAAUAAGAAGAAAAAGAAGUUAUGGAUUAUCGAGUUCUUUCAUCUCUAUCAAAAUCAUUAACACCCUUCUCUCUCCUUUUAUUAUUAUACAUUUGUCCCGUGGCAUCUGGUACCACCACCACCAAGGCUUUUAAUCUGUCAACCAUCACAUUUGAACAAGGAUAUUCACCUCUUUUUAGUGAUUUCAAUAUUGAAAGAUCUCCUGAUGAUACAAGUUUCCGUCUCCUCCUUAAUCGUUUCUCAGGGUCUGGUGUAAUUUCAACAGAAUAUUACAAUUAUGGAUUUUUUAGCGCUAGUAUUAAGUUGCCGGCCAUAUAUACUGCAGGCAUCGUUGUCGCUUUUUAUACGUCAAAUGUGGACACAUUUGAGAAGAAUCAUGACGAGUUAGAUAUAGAGUUUUUGGGGAAUGUGAAUGGGCAGCCAUGGAGAUUUCAGACUAACUUGUAUGGAAAUGGCAGCGUUAGCCGUGGCAGAGAAGAGAGAUAUAGAAUGUGGUUUGAUCCAAGCAAGGAGUUCCAUCAGUACAGCAUCCUUUGGACCCCCAAAAACAUCAUAUUUUACGUUGAUGAGACACCAAUUAGAGAAGUAAAUCGCCAUCCAGCAAUGGAAGGGGACUUUCCAUCAAAGCCAAUGUCUUUAUAUGCCACAAUUUGGGAUGCAUCUUCUUGGGCUACAAAUGGUGGCAAAGCUAAAGUGGACUACAAACAUGAGCCUUUUGCAACAGAGCUUAAAGACUUAGUUCUUGAAGGCUGCAUAGUAGAUCCAAUUGAACAAAUUUCAUCUACAAAUUGCACUGAUAGGAUUGCAAAAUUACUUGCUAAAAAUUACUCUAACAUCACACCUGAAAGGCGAAAAUCCAUGAAAUUCUUUAGAGAAAGAUACAUGUACUAUUCUUAUUGUUAUGAUAACCUUAGGUACCCUGUGCCACCACCAGAAUGUGUGAUUGUUCAGUCUGAAAGGGACUUGUUUAAGGACAGUGGAAGGCUUAGGCAAAAGAUGAAGUUUGGUGGUAGCCACAGCCAUAGGAAACACCGUCCGGGACGGAGCUCUAGGCGGCGGAAUAGGGUGGCUGGUGGUGGUAGUUCAUCAAAGUCUGGCCAACGUGCUUCUGCUGCUGCAAUGUAAUAAUUUGUAUAAUUAAGGUAUACAAGGUGAAUAUUAUGGUUUGUAAAAAAUAUUAUACUCCUAUUAGUUGGUGGUGUAUCAAAGAGAUUAGUAUUACAUGAGUGGUAUAAAUAUCUAUGUGGUGGUUGGUUGAAGAGCAAAAA